Messenger RNA from Rhodotorula toruloides NP11, 384 nucleotides. RefSeq lists its product as uncharacterized. NCBI's taxonomy places the organism in Eukaryota, Fungi, Basidiomycota, Microbotryomycetes, Sporidiobolales, Sporidiobolaceae. The record is from RefSeq and is a predicted model, not a curated record. The transcript is spliced from 3 exons. Bases 1 to 384 code for a protein of 127 amino acids.
AUGACGACAAACAAGCCUUUCGACGCCCCGCUCGCAUCGACGCUCCUCCCCUCGCUCGUCAAACUCUCCCAACUCGCUGCCGACGCUUCAUCAGUCGGCGCUUCGAAUGGCGAGGCAGGGGACGCAGCGGGCGAGACGGACGGUGCGAGGAGCGCAAAGGUCGAGAUCAGCAAGCAGGCCGCCUCGCUCCGUACGAAACUUGCUACUCUUUCGGCUCAAGCUGCGGCGCUUCCUGCGGGCGACUUGAGUCUCGACGACCAGGCGUGGCUGAUUGGCGAGCUGGAGAGAGAGGUCGAGCGGAAGAGGGAGGAGCUGCACAAGAUGGCGCUGUUGACGGCGCUGUCGGCUGAAAAGGGCAAGGAAACGAUGGAUACGGCGCCGUGA